AUGAGGAAGCUCAUGAUAGUGCCCCUGUUGCUGGGCGUGUUGCCUCAUAUCGCUCAUGCCAAGAUUUGCUUGAUGAUGUACCAGUUGGCCGACAACGACUUGGAGCACUUUAUUCGACAAGACUAUGUAGAAUUGGUGUCUUCUCCAGUGGCUCGAGGUGAAGAUUUGAGACUGUGGGUCUACUAUGAUGCCUUAAAUGGAGAUACUCUUCCAUACACCCUGGACGCAAAUGAUAGCCCCGUUGGCGCCUUCGCUGGAAGUCGCUACAUUCUCUAUGAUAGAUCUGUUGGGUAUGCACGUGUGGUCCGUCAAUUUGACACUGAGAUUGAUUCCAAUGCAGUCGAUACCAUCCAGACAUUUUUGGAAACUGCCAUGAGGGAUUGCCUGGAUAAUGGGUAUGAAAGUCUAAUGGCUGUCUUUUCCUCCCAUGCUGGUGGAUUCUAUGGAUAUGGUGGAGAUUGGAACCCAGGAAGACGGGAGCUCCAAGCUGUCCCUCAGACCAAUCAAAACAUUGCUUUUGCUAUUAAGAGUGCCUUGGACAAUGCUGCUGGAGGCCGCAAACUGGAUGUCCUUGGUUUUGAUGCCUGCAACAUGAUGGCUUUUGGAGCAGCGGAUGAUUAUGGAGCGGCUGAUGUUGCAGUUUAUUUGUUGGCCAGUGAAGCACUGGAGCCAGGACACGGCUGGGCGUACCAGUACCUAAACAAUGCUCCCAAUGCUCUGACUCUUGCUCAAGAGGUAGUUUCUACAUUUUUGGGCCAGACUCAGGGCAGGGCCCAUCAGGCACCAAAGACCUUGGCCAUUUUGGAUCUCCAAAAGUUUUUUACUUUCUUGGAAGCUUUUGAAGACUUUAUGGGGCUGUUCCUUCCGGCUCUGCAAGCAGGUGAUGUUACACUCCAUACUUCUGCAGCAAGAUCCAGAACUAGUGCUGUUUCCUACGAAGGAACACUGGAUUCUCUUGGUGCCCGCCAGCCCACCAGUAUGGAUAUUGGGAGUUGGAUGGCUUUCCUGGCUCAUCUUUGCAAUCCUGUAGGUGAGCUGGGUACAAGUUUUCAGAUGGCCCAGAGUGCCUACACAGACAUGUUCGUUACUUCUGGCAAUGGUCCUGGCACAGCUGUGGGCACGGGUAUGCAUGUUCUCUGGCCCCAGCAGCAUGUCUACAACGCACAAAAGGCAACCUUUGAUGUCAUCCUCUUCGGUAGCUCCACUUAUUCCACCCUUGCUGCUCCAAACUUCCGAGCCUUUUUGCAGUGGUUCCUUGCAAACCCAAACCCGGGAACCCAAUGCUCUCUCAUCUACGACGAUACGGGGACACUCAACCUGGGGACUAAUCAAUUCGAAGUCACAGCUGAAAUUGGACCUGAGGUUGAUGAUGUGACUGUUGAGUAUGCCAUUGACCUCAGUACUCCCCUCAAGCCCCUUCUUGAAUCACGUGGCCUCACACCCAACAGUGAUGAAUACUUGUAUCUCAAAGGUGGUGAUUUGAAAGGUGUCUUUCAGGGAUCCACAUUUUCCACCAGCUGGGAUCAGAAUUUCUACUUUCUGAACGUCAGUUUCAAUGACCAGCUUGAGGCUCUCAACGCUGGCGUUAACGACGGAAGCGAAGUUUCCAAACGCAUUCAAGACUUUAGCGACACUGCCCAGUUUGAGGCGCUCUAUGUUGUUGAUGUAGGCGACGGUGCUAGAAGAAUUCCUGUAAUGUAUUUCCCAGAAGACAAGCGCGAAGCAGCCUCCAAACUUGGCUUUGUCGACUACUUACUCUUUGAUGCUGAUUACUGGUUUGGGCUGGGGGCGGUCUACAGCUAUCUGGUAUUCUCCGUCAAUGAGACGGUUGGGCGAAUCAAUGACAACCUUGCACUCUACAUCAAUGAUGGAAAUACAUAUUUUGAACAACCAAGGGAAAAUGGUGGUGUGCUGAUGCCACUGGUGCAGAUUGAUGCUUACAUUCAGGAGCGCAACCUGACCCUCCUUCCUGGAGGCUUCAACCAAACCAUCAUCGAGUGGACCACGGAACUCAACUACAACAUCCUCACAACCAACACGUCUCAGGUCGUGAACCUCAUCCCUUCUGCGGAUGCAGUCACGGUGAAUGUGUAUGCAUCUGAUUUUGGAGACCCAAAUAGGGAACGCGAAGUCCGUAAUUAUGAUGUCUACCGCCCCAGCCGUACUUCGUCCACAGGCGGUCAACCCGAGUUCGAAGAGACUCCUACGACUGCUACUACUUCCACCACCGAAAAAAACAGCUCGGGUUGUUUCAACGGAAUGCUCCAACUCACAAACGGUCUCUUUUUGGCAGCCUUGGGCCUUUUUGCAACUUCGAAGUGGUAG
Messenger RNA from Seminavis robusta, 2325 nucleotides. Lineage: Eukaryota; Bacillariophyta; Bacillariophyceae; Naviculales; Naviculaceae. The record is from the annotation of a GenBank genome assembly.